Orycteropus afer afer is the source of this 732-nucleotide messenger RNA. RefSeq names its product oleoyl-ACP hydrolase (gene OLAH). The record is from RefSeq and is a predicted model, not a curated record. NCBI's taxonomy places the organism in Eukaryota, Metazoa, Chordata, Mammalia, Tubulidentata, Orycteropodidae. The transcript is spliced from 7 exons. Gene Ontology annotation, biological process: lipid biosynthetic process. Bases 1 to 732 code for a protein of 243 amino acids.
AUGAACAGGUGUUGUGAACUGUCUGUUAUUGAUCUAGUGGUGGAGGAGCUGGUGGUGGUGUUUGUCCGUUGGAUAAGAAAUGAAAAGGUUGUGAACUGCUUAUACCCAAAACCUAAUGCCAUCUUCAGACUCAUUUGCUUUCCCUGGGCAGGAGGUGGUUCCAUGCAUUUUGCCCAAUGGGGCCAAAAGAUUCAAGAUUCCGUGGAAGGAAAAGGGGGCCAGGUGGAUGCCCUGCAUGUUCUUAUGGGAUCCUAUGUUGCCUUUCUGACUGCACUACAGCUAAAAGAAAAAUAUAAGUUAGAACCAUUACAUUUAUUUGUGUCAAGUGCAAAUGCUCCUCAUGCAAUGUUCCUGCCUGACAUUCCAAAUGAUGACGAAAUAGAAGAAGUAGUUCAUGAUUUUCUUACGGAGGUUGGUGGCACUCCUGAGAAAUUGAUAAACAGUAAACAAUUUAUUCGAGAGUGUAUUCCCGUAACGCUGGCAGAUGUAUGCAUGAUUAAAAAUUACAUUGUUGAUCCCCCAUCUGAGCCUGUUCUUUCUUGUGACCUAACAUGUUUUUUUGGAUCCGAAGAUAAAUUAAUAAAGGACAUAAAAGCCUGGAAGGUUGUAACCAGUGGAACUUUUGACACACACCGUCUUCCAGGAAAUCAUUUUUAUCUUAUGGAACCCUCCAAUGAGACCUUCAUCCAGAACUAUAUAACCAAGUGUCUAGAACUAUCCUCACUUUAUUAG